AUGGCGAUUAUCUCGCCGAAACGUGCCAAGGAGGACAAAACGGAAACCAUGACGCGAAGCUGGACAGCGAAACCGAUUUUAAGCUCGGAGUUCACGAACGAUCCACCUCUGGAAGACAUCUACGUGGGUCUACUCCGACAGAAGAAGGAUAUUUCGACAGCUAUUCAGACUAUAUCGUCUAUCUUGCCAGGACUUAGUCAUCUGAAACGUUGCUCCUCGAAUAAACUUCUAUUGGCACCUCUGAAAUCUUUAGAUCUCCUAGCAAAAUCGGAAGAAUCGUCAUCAGAAGAACGUACUUUGACCCAAGACGAGCUAAAGGCCGUGUUAAAGAACAGAGAGUUUGAUCUAACUUUAUUGGAGGAUGAUUUCCAAAUAAUAAAGAUACCAAGUAUACCCGCAAAAACAAAAGCUCAGGCAGCGCUAGCCUCGAAAAUAUGGCCAUUAAAUUUCCACCCAGAUCCUAACAUCGAAAGACUCAUCGACGGUUCGAUUUUCACAGAGCACCAGUUGGAACAAAUCGAAAGAUACAUGAAAGUCGCAGUGGAAGCGGCCAGGUUAGAAGCUAUUGGUACAAAGAACUGUAACGGUAGUGCAGUAAUCGUCGAUCCGGAAGACGGAAGAAUCCUGGCAAUAUCCGCGUCGAGAAUCAAUCAACACCCGAUGUGGCACGCAGCUAUGCUGGCGGUGGACCUUGUCGCUAAACUCCAGGGUGGUGGUGCUUGGAAGUUGGACGAGAAACUCGAGAAAAAUCUAACCGAAUCAGAAGCUUCAAAUCCCACCGAUAAAAGGGGCAACGAAUACUAUGCAGCGAGAGAAAAAAGGAUCAAAAGAAUAUAUAUCGAGCAAGCACCUCUUUGUUAUCCAGAAUCAUUGUCCACUAUUCGUUUACCAAAAGAAGAGCCUCUGAAGUCGACCGUCGUUCAACGAGGAAGAAGAAACAAUGUCUCCAAAACGAUAUACUUAGAGGAAUCGGAAAAGACCGGGGAGGAUAUCGAGAAAUGCGGACCUUAUCUCUGCACAGGAUACUGGACCUUUCUGCUCAGAGAACCUUGUCCCCUCUGUGCGAUGGCUCUAGUGCACUCAAGAGUAUCGAGGAUAUUUUACGGCGUAUCGAAUGAAUAUACGGGAAUAUUAGGUUCCAGGGCUGUUUUACACGCUGUGCCAGGGUUGAAUCAUCGUUACCAAGUUUGGAGCGACGUCCUGGAAGAAGAAUGCAGACAAGCAUUCGAUGAAAUCCAGCAUAGAAACGUGGAUUGACUU
This is a messenger RNA of Dufourea novaeangliae, 1260 nucleotides long. RefSeq names its product probable inactive tRNA-specific adenosine deaminase-like protein 3. The record is from RefSeq and is a predicted model, not a curated record. Gene Ontology annotation, molecular function: tRNA-specific adenosine-34 deaminase activity. The transcript has a single exon. The coding region runs from base 1 to 1257 and encodes 418 amino acids. Gene Ontology annotation, cellular component: cytoplasm; nucleus. Gene Ontology annotation, biological process: tRNA wobble adenosine to inosine editing. NCBI's taxonomy places the organism in Eukaryota, Metazoa, Arthropoda, Insecta, Hymenoptera, Halictidae.